AUGAAAAAGAAUUAAAUAGCAUCUAAUAAAUCUAAUAGAGGAACUUUACAAAUCUUAAACUUCAGGAAUUUAAUUUUAACAAGACAAGUUUGUUAUGAUAUUGUGGAAUAUAACAAAUUACUUUAAAAAGUGGAAAUUUUGUUCUAAUUUAGUUCGUUUUAGGAAGGUGAGAGAUCAGAGACUAGUAGAUUUAUUAAGAAUAUGCAAAAUCAUAUUAAUACUCAAACAUCAAUUUUUUUUUGGAUAAGAGCUGAUAGUUUUAUGACAGAUUAUAAUUCAGAUAAAUAAAUAGAAAUAAAAAUUGAAUUCUUUCUCAUAGCAAUUAUAUUGAUUUUUAAUCAAAAUAAAUCUUAAUAUUUUAUAUUUUUAAUGUUAAACAAUAUUUAUGAAAGAAUAAUAGUUGCAUAUACUUCUAUCGAUCAGAAUUAAAGAAUAAGCGCUGAAAAAGAUUUGAAUCUGCUUGAAGAAUAGGAUGCUAAUUUAUGUGGUUAUUUAUUGGAAUUGAUAUAGACAUAAUAAUAGAAUAGCUAGAUUAAAUUUUUCACAAUAAUCCAUUUAAAAAAUGUUAUUAAACGUAGGUGGAAAGCUUUUAAAUAGAUGGUUGGUUGUGAGAAAAGAUAAAGUAUUUGACUUUCUUAUUUUAGACUAUUUUGCAGAAAAUUAGAAAAAUUAAAUCAAGGAAUUAGUAUUAUAAUUCUACUGUUAAGAACAAGUAGGUCAACUCAAAUAGGAAAUUUUAUAAAUUUUAUAUGUAAAAUAUAAAUUGAAAUAUGUAGGAAAUCUGCUCAAGUGACUACCCUUUUAAAUAUCCAUUAUUAUUAAAAUAUAUUAAUCAAUAAUUGGAAGUGAAUAAUUUGGAUGAACAAUUAUUAUAAUUCCUAAAACAAAUAUUCAAAAUUAUGCCUAAAAAUCAAUAAAAAAAUGAUUAAUAUAAUUGCCUAUGGUCAAAAAUUGCCACAUUAUGGGUCAGAGCUGAUAAUCUAAAUAAUUAUACAUAGUAAUCUUUGCUUCUACUUGAUAAAAUGUUUACUAAUUUUAUCUUAUCCUAUCAUUCAAAUGUUUUUAAAGAUGAAAUAUAGUAAAUUUUUAGUUCAAUGUUACAAAAAAUUGCCAUCUUAUUAUAAAGCGACUCAUAAUAAUAAUAUCAUAAGAAUAUUACACAUUUAAUUUCUAAAUGUUCUAAAUUGGUUGCUAAUUACCCUUUUUAAAUAACCUAAAAUUUACCAGAUUAUUUGUAAAUGUUAAGUAUAACAAUAAAUUCCAAUAAAAAAAUUAUUACUAAAGGAGGUUUAAUUUCCUUUAUAAGAUUCCUUAAACUAUCAUAAUUUUUUUUAACUGAUGAUUUAUUGUUGCUUAAUAUGAAAAAGAAUACUGAGUAGGAGAAAUAAUUAGUCUUAAAAGAGAAAUAAGUAGUUGAUACAAUUGUAAAGUAAUUUUUUGAAAAAGAGAGCCAAAACUUCAUCUAAAGAUUUUUAACAUUAAUAACUUCAUCAAAUGAAAUCAGUAUUGAAGACAUGAUUGAAUAAGAAGAAGAAAAUGAAUUUGAAAAAAUUUUGCAUCCAAAAGAUGCUGAAAUUUUUAGUUUAGCAUUGAUUGCUGCGGAACUUCUCAUCGUCAGAGCUCCAUCAAUUUGUUCAAAUUUACUUUAAGGAUAUAUUGAUUAGACAAUUUAAGCAUAAUUUUAAAUAAAUCCAAAUGUUUUAGAAAGUUUAUUGAUACUCAUUGGUUUAAUUCCAAGAAUCUAAUCAAAGCUAAAAUUCUAAUUUUAAAUCUAAUAUCCUAUAAUUAUCUAAUACUUGCAAACGUCAAAUCAACUUCAUCAUUAAAGAAGAUUAUCUAUUCUAUUAAAUAGAUUAAUUCUUAUUUUAGAUCAGAAUUAAAUAUUAUCUUCUCUAUAAGUAGCAGGAAAUCUAUUAUCUACGUCUCAAGACAGCAUAAUUCAAUAUCAAUCAUUACUUUGUAUAAAAUAGGUGGCUGCUAAUUAUUAAGGAAACAUCUAAUGGAGUUAAAUAUUGGUUACGGUCUGCCCAUAUAUAGUUGCACUUCUUAAGUGUCUAAAAAGAACAACAAUUAUCACACCUUUGUUAGAUUUGCUCUCUAAACUAAUUGAAAAAUGUCAAAGUGAAUCAACAGAAGUUGUGGUUCGUGCAAUAGAAAAUAGUGGACUUUUUUAAUUGAUGUAAUCAAAAUUUUAAGAAGCCGAGGAAAAUUUAUUGAUAAUUGAUUAGGUUUGUUAGAUGUUGAAAACCCUAAUUGUUGCGUAUCCUCUCGGAACUAAAAUCCCACACAUAUUCUAAAUGGCUCUUGUACUAGUUGUUAAUAACAUCAAUUCAAAAUAAGCAUGUAUUUUGGAGUUAGCGCUGUUACUUUUAAGAGAAUACGAUGAAUAGUUAUAAAAUUUUCCUAUUGAUCAAUUAAUAAGCAUCUUAUAGUAAAACUUAGAAAGUUUAUUGUCUGAUACCUCAUAAAUAAAUUCUUGCAUAAUUAUUUCAAUUAUUGAAGAAUUAUAUUUAUUGAAUACUUUUUCAUUGAAUGAUUUCUCCAAUCACAUACCGUAUUUGGAAUCUAGGUAUUCAUAAAGGGAUACAAAUGUGAAAAAUUCUGUAUUAGGUCUUACAACAACUUUGAUUUUAAUGCUCUUGAAUAAUAAUAGAUAGGACAUAGCAAUAUUUUCAGGUUUAAUUUAGGUGAUACUGAGUGAUUUAUUAGAGCCAGAAAUGAACGAAAUACUUGAAAACAAAUUUAGAAUCGAAAUUUAAAUUGUCAGCAUACUAAACAGAUUUAUAAUUUUAGCAAGAGAUAAUUUCUUCUCAUUUGUUUAAUAAAAUAGCAUCUCUUUUGAAAAAUAUAUAUAAAGUUGGAUGAAAAAAUCAGAAAUAUUGGAGUCUGAAAAAUCUAUGUAAUUUAAUAUAAUUAUAUCCUAGAAAAUUAAAUGUAAUAGCAUUUUUACUAAUAAUUGACUAUGUAUAACCGAAUAUAUUCAUCUAAUAUUUUACUUAAAUUGCAACAUAAUAUGCCAGAUUUUCAAAAAAGCAAUUUAUUCAAAAAACUAUUACAGUACUUACUCCAAAUUAAAGACUUUCAUAACAUAGGGCAAGCAUUAGAAAAGAAAAGAUUAGAAACACUUAAAUGCAUAAUGAACACAAUCUUCAACAAUUUUUUAAACAAAAAAUUUAAGAUUAUAUUCUUAAGCAUAAUUUAUCAUAAGACCUAACAGUUAUUUAAACUUUAUAGAUGAUCUCAUGA
Molecule: messenger RNA, 3246 nt
Organism: Paramecium octaurelia
Lineage: Eukaryota; Ciliophora; Oligohymenophorea; Peniculida; Parameciidae
Source: the annotation of a GenBank genome assembly